AUGGCAGCUGCGAUCGCCAGCGGUUUGAUCCGACAGAAGCGGCAGGCGCGCGAGCAAAACGCGCACCGCCCCACCCCGCACCGCAGGCGGAAAAGCCCCGGGAAGAAGCCGGGUCUGUGCAACAACAACCUGGUGGACAUCUUCUCCAAAGUGCGCAUCUUCGGCCUGAAGAAGAGGAGGCUCCGGAGACAAGUUCGGGCUCAGUCAUCUUAA
This is a messenger RNA of Knipowitschia caucasica, 213 nucleotides long. The record is from the annotation of a GenBank genome assembly. NCBI's taxonomy places the organism in Eukaryota, Metazoa, Chordata, Actinopteri, Gobiiformes, Gobiidae.